Molecule: messenger RNA, 1059 nt
Organism: Mangifera indica (mango)
Lineage: Eukaryota; Viridiplantae; Streptophyta; Magnoliopsida; Sapindales; Anacardiaceae
Product: late embryogenesis abundant protein, group 3
Exons: 2
Coding region: 59-922 (287 amino acids)
Source: RefSeq, a predicted model, not a curated record
UCAAAGAGCAGGGCAAAACACAGAAGAGAAAUACUCAACAUUCGUAUUCGGACUAACCAUGACUUCCAUCUCCAUAACCAAGGGCGGCAUCUUCAACCUCUCUAAAGGUUUCCCGAAAACCUCUUCUCUUUCUCUAUCUACUCGCAGAGUCUCCCGCGUCUGCUUCUCUUCUCCUUCCUUAAAUUAUAACUACAAUCAUGAGGGCCGAGAUUCAGUGGAAAGGGCCAGAGACUCGAGGGCUGAUAUGCCCUACGAGUCAAGGCAAACAAUGAAUGAGACUGAUGAAGCAAAGGAAGCUCUGAAAGACGCAACGGAAAGAUCUAAACAACGUGCACAGGAAAUGAAGGAGAGAGCAAAAGAGUACGGGCAAGAAGCUAAAGAGAAGGCCAAAGAAGGAACUUACAGAGCCGAGGAUACUGCAAACAGCGCUAAAGAGAAGGCAAAAGGGUAUGCAGAAGAAACCAAAGACAAGGCUAAAGAAGGAACUUAUAAAGCAGCUGAGACUGCACAGAGCGCGAAAGAGAAGGCAAAGGAGUACGCCAAUGAGACAAAAGACAAAGCCAAAGAAGGGACGGAAAAAGCAGCGGAGAGUGCAGAUUACACAAAAGAGAAAGCAAAAGACGACGCGCAAGGGGUGAAGAAGAAGACCGGAGAGGCUACAGAGACGGUGGUGGAGAAGACCAAGGUUGGAACAAUCAAGGCGGCGGAGACGAUGCAGAAUAUAGGAGAAAAAACAAAAGAAGCAAUGCAAGGCGCAUGGGGCGCCGCCAAAAAGACUACACAGAAGAUUAAAGAGGCUGUAGUUGGCAAAGACGACGACGACGACGACGACAUUUAUAAAGAGAAGAAAGUAGAUGAAAAUGUUGAUGAUUUGAGGAGACGAGCAGGAGGAUAUGAUGAGAAUAAGAAGAAGAAAUAUUAAUUAAAUGUUUUGUUUUGUUAAUUAGCUGCAAAUAAGUUGGAGGUGGGUUUGGUGCAACUCACGACAUGGUAGAUGAUACUACUUUUGUUCUUAUUUUCAAGUUAAAUAAUAAUAAUUUUACUUGUUCGUUUUUACAA